AUGAUGAUGGAGCCGGUGACCCGGCUUCCGUCCAGUACUGCUGCCCCAUAUCCGGCUGGCACUGUGCGGAUUAUAUCUAGCUCCUAUGCGACGCCAGGCAUGCACGCAUAUCAGCCGAGAGCGGUGCCGUUCCCAUCCAUGCCGGCUGGUUCCAUCUACGCACAAGGACUCCCUCCGGCCCAGGGCUGCUGCGUGGCUGCAGGUCAGGCAACCGCCGCCAGGCAGUUGCCGCCCGAGCUUGUCUCGAGCCCCCCAUUGCCCCCCGUUCAGUCGGCACACUACACAAUGCAAUGUGGGGCUCCUUCUCAAUGGCAAUCCUCUUCUCAUGCAGUGUCGCCUUUGAGUAUGGCUUCGCCGGUUGCAGCAACACCAGCAGUUCCAUCGCAAGGCAGCCCGUUGUCCUUGUCCGCCCCCUGCAGCCGGUCUCCGGCGGCUCCGGCGGCUCCGGCCCUGGUGGCGGAACCGGAGGUGGCAGCGGAGCCGUCGGAGCCAGCAGCAUCUCGCGAUGAUGUACAUGCCUCUGGUGAGGCUUUGACCAACUUUCACAUGCCGCAGACAUCGCAGCAGCCAAAGAAGAAGGGCAAAGCUCAAAAAGACAAGAAGCGUUGCGCAUGUUGCAACUAG
Symbiodinium sp. CCMP2592 is the source of this 624-nucleotide messenger RNA. The record is from the annotation of a GenBank genome assembly. NCBI's taxonomy places the organism in Eukaryota, Dinophyceae, Suessiales, Symbiodiniaceae.